UAGUUUUACAUUGUUUUUUUAUGAUACAUUGUUAAGCCUCAUGAAAUUAUAAAAUGAUAAAAGUUUCUAGUAGUAUUAUGUGUUGGGAUCCCUCCUUAAUUGGAGAGAUUCUAGAAAUUUCUAAAGCUUUCUAAAGAAGUAUAGAAUUUUCUAGAACGUUGCGGAGAAUCCUAGAGAAGUCUAGAACUCUCUAGAAGCUUGCAGAAUAGUGUGGAAUCCUCUAGAAUAUUCCGGAGAUGUGUGGAAUCUUCCAGAAUCUUAUGGAAGAGUAUGGAAGUAUAUGGAAGUGAACAAGAUAGGAGUGUCACGCAACACAAAAAAUGAAGACAGAAAUGGACCUCCGGCAGUCACACCCACGCCGGAAUCUUCAUCACCCACUCAAUGAAAACCCCUUUUACACUCACUGGGAUUCCCCUCGAUACGUAGAUGAAUUAUGCUUCAGGGACUCUCCACCGGCCAAAUACCGUCUCCCAAAGUGGAAUCAGCGUCCCCAAAUCAGGAAAUAUCAUGACCGAAGACCCCAAAGAACCAGAACAUAUGCGUCUGGACCUGGGGACGGUGACUAUUCUCGCUCUCAACAAGCGUACGCAUAUCCAGAGUCCUGGUACCCAGCACCGCCUCUGAGGGAACGACCGCAACGCUGUCAGAUCUUCCCCGGACGCCGUCUGCUACAUCAACCGGAACACGCCAAGCAUCCAUAACACUCUUGGCGCACAAUUCACCGGAAGCGAAGGCCGUUGAACCCUCAUCUUAGCCAGCGCACCUCAAUCCAUCAAAGGCCCUGUCCAGAAAUCAAAUGGUCAGUAAGAAAUUCAAAUCCAUUUCUCUUAUUACAUAUGGAAGACGACCCUUCAUUCUCCCUCCUAAACUCACACGCACCUGACCAUGAUAAGAAACCCCCCCUCGAUUUCAAUUGUCGAAUCCUUAGAUCGGAAAGGGAUGGCCAGUAUCGCAGGUCUGAGAAUCGAACACACCGUGGCAUCCCAACCUCUAUUGAGGUCGGUGAUAUUGAAAGCUCACCACCUUUCUGUCCGCUACCUUCCCCACUUUCGCCAGAAAGUAAGAUGGGACGAAUUUCUACUACCUCUAUGCCUCACAGGUUGGACGUUAUCCGCAGGGAUCUAGAGUCCACCCUGGUAAGACUACCAUCGGGGCGGAAAACUCUGGCUCUGAACCAUCUUCGUCGACGCUCUCACCUGCACCGGGAGUCGUAGCCGGUAGUCGAGCAGCGAAUAGGGCUCCAAUGGUAGGGUCUCUGGUGAUAGCUGCCAGCUACGGACACCAACCUCCGAGUCAACUCCAGACUAAUAUUUCCAAAUCCUGCGCAUGGGCUGGUAACAGCUGCAGAAAAAGAGCCAGAGCUGGGAGGCUUUUCUGGUAACCAACGAUAGGCUGCCCUCCACCCUUCCACACGAUCCGGCAGGGAUUGGGAUCCUCUGCCGAUCCGGCAGACUUACUUCCGUGUGGCAAAGUUCCCUCCGAGGCCCCAGAUGUCCCCCUAAUCUCAGGCGCAGGAAUCACCCCUAAUGCUGAUAAUGUCAUUUUAAUUAAUGAUACAACCACACCGACUGAUAUUUUCCGGUCAAAUUCAGUGCCCAUUUCAAAGGUGUCUGAUAAAUUCCACUUCUAUGGAGAAGAAGGAUUUGACACGAUCAAAAUCAAAUCUACAUUGUUUAAGUUUGGAAUCAGAAAAAAAGAAAUUGCAAUUUUUGAGAUCAAGAAAUCUCUGAUGCACAAUAUUAGUUUCAAUCUAGACUUGGCUCCUGAAAUCAUCGGCUAUAUUACUCAGCUCACAGAAAUGGAUCUUCUCUAUCAGCAGCUAAGGACAUUUGGGCCUAUUUCGGUCGCUUCAAUUUGCAAUGCAGGCAAUUUUUUAAAAAUAGCUAAGGAAAAGGGGAGCUCUAUCCUUAUUCCCAUGGGGCGGAAUAAAUCAAGCCUGAUUGAAUUUUUAAAUAUUUUCUCUAACUUUGUGAGAUUUCAUGAUUUAGCACUGGAGGACCCCUCUUUUUUGACAGGAACAAUGAACACACAGAGAACUUCACAUCCAUCUCCAAAGCAUUCUUUGACUUGGAUAUUUUGACAACUUAGCCAUCAAACCGCACAUCACAUCUGGAAACGAGGACCCCUCUUUUUUGACAGGAACAACGAACACACGGAGAACUUCACAUCUAUCUUCAAAGCAUGCUUUGACUUGGAUAUUUUGACAACUUGUGCCAUCAAACCGCACAUCACAUCUGGAAACGAGGACCCUGUGGCUCUCCCAGCCCAUAACAACCCUCACGAAAUGAACAUGGAUGACUCCGCCUCAUACAUGGAGUAUCCUUCACAACCUAGGGAAUCAGAUAUCCCAAAUGAUGACUCUGAAACCCCUUCAAGAUCAAUGCCAUCAGAACAAGAAUUACUGGAUCGGCUGAAUGAGACCACAAGUGCUACAGUUUGGAAGAGGAGAUACACUCGCAGUAGAGCUAAAGCUGCGCACACACUGCACUAAUUUGUUUGGUUCUUUUGUGUCGCAUCUGUUUUCUUUUCUUUCUUUUUCUUUUGUUUCCUUUCCUUCUCGUGCAUUGUUUUGACUUUCCUCACAUUGUACUUUCAUUCUCAAUUUUCAUAAAAGUUUUUUUUUUAAAAAA
Cuscuta europaea is the source of this 2630-nucleotide messenger RNA. The record is from the annotation of a GenBank genome assembly. Lineage: Eukaryota; Viridiplantae; Streptophyta; Magnoliopsida; Solanales; Convolvulaceae.